Messenger RNA from Conger conger (European conger), 971 nucleotides. RefSeq names its product small nuclear ribonucleoprotein 27 (U4/U6.U5) (gene snrnp27). The transcript has 6 exons. Gene Ontology annotation, cellular component: precatalytic spliceosome. Gene Ontology annotation, biological process: RNA splicing. Bases 192 to 659 code for a protein of 155 amino acids. The record is from RefSeq and is a predicted model, not a curated record. Lineage: Eukaryota; Metazoa; Chordata; Actinopteri; Anguilliformes; Congridae.
AACGCGUGUGUUUCCACAGGGGCGUAUUUGAAGAGUGCACGCCGUGGUGUUCCAGAAUUAUCCGUAUAAAGAGUGGACAACUGUGGAGUUAGUAGUGAUAACGCUGCACAUCUCGCUGUUUUGACUUGCCUGGUACAUUAUAAUAGCUGCGUCUAGUUGGUUAUUUUGCCUGGACUUUUUUUAAAGGGCGAAUGGGGAGAAGCAGGAGCCGGUCGCCGCAAAGAAGAGAAAGACGUCGCUCUCGCUCGGGUUCGAGGGAGCGCGAGCGAAGGCGCAGAGAACGGGAACGCUCCAGGUCGCGCGACAGAGACAGACGCAGGAGCCGCUCGCGCUCGCCUCACAGGCGGCGCUCCAGGUCACCGCGGCGACACCGCUCUUCCUCCCUCUCCCCAUCUCGGCAGAAAGACAGGGACGACAAGGACGGAAAGGACAAGUCUGUGAAGGAACAUCAGAUCUCAGAGGAGGACCUCCAGGGCAAAACGGAGGAUGAGAUUGAGAUGAUGAAGCUAAUGGGCUUUAGCAAUUUUAAUUCCACCAAGGGGAGGAAAACUGAUGGUUCAGUCAAUGCGCAUGCCAUAAACGUAUCUCAGAAGAGAAAGUACAGGCAAUACAUGAACAGAAAGGGUGGCUUCAACAGACCUUUGGAUUUUAUUGCCUGAGUGCAUCAGAGAGAUGUUUAUCACCAGACCUCGGUAUGCCUGCAUUCAAGGACAUUUUCACCUGAAUUGGCGAUACUUUAUACCUAAAUGCAAAAUCUCCGUGGAUCACUGUUCCUUAUUGGUCUUUUUUUUAUUUCUUGUUUAUGUUGUUCAGUUUGGCUUUGAGAGUAAUGACCUCCCUAAGUUAACAUUUUAUAUUUUAUCCCAUCAUUAAGAUGUAUUUUUGAAAUGUUGCGGACACUGCUUAUUGUGUUAUGUUGCCGUCUUGUACCUGAUAUGCUUAGUGAAUACUGAAUAAACUGAUUGAAAUAA